Macadamia integrifolia is the source of this 3396-nucleotide messenger RNA. Its product is annotated as MDIS1-interacting receptor like kinase 2-like. The annotation marks the transcript as partial. Gene Ontology annotation, biological process: protein phosphorylation; hormone-mediated signaling pathway. Gene Ontology annotation, molecular function: ATP binding; protein binding; protein kinase activity. Gene Ontology annotation, cellular component: plasma membrane. NCBI's taxonomy places the organism in Eukaryota, Viridiplantae, Streptophyta, Magnoliopsida, Proteales, Proteaceae. The transcript has a single exon. The record is from RefSeq and is a predicted model, not a curated record.
AUGGCUUACUACUCAUCUACCCGUUCUUCUCGCAGUACUUCUCCGACUCCAUUAAUGUCGUUUUUCUAUCUUUGCCUGAUCAUCUUAUUCCUUAGUACUUCCUCUGCGUUUGGUAGUGGAUUAGGGGUCUCUUCCUCUCAGUCGUCAUCAAGUGAAACAGAGGCUCUACUCAAAUGGAAAGCCACUCUCCAAAACUACUCUGUCCCUGCUCUCCGUUCUUGGAAGCUUACAUCAUCACCAUCAUCUCCCAACACCAAUACUACUGCUACGGCUUCUUCAUCAUCAGCACCAAUCCCCUGCUGCAAGUGGUUUGGUAUAACCUGUAACAAAGCCGGAAGCAGCGUGGUUGAGAUUAGCCUUCCAGGACUCGAGCUGCAAGGUACGCUUCACAACUUCACCUUCUCUUCCUUUCCCAAUCUCCUCCGUCUCAAUCUCAGCCUCAAUGGACUCACAGGACCCAUACCAGUGCAUAUUGGUAGCCUCUCCAAACUCACCCUCCUUGAUCUCUCCAAUAAUUAUCUUUCCAGCGUUCUGCCUCCCUUAAGUAAUUUAAGCAGCCUGCAAUUCUUAGACCUCUAUGGCAAUGAAAUCAGUGGCACAAUUCCUUUAGAAAUAGGGAAUAUGAAAAAUCUGGUUGAGUUAGCAAUAGGUUCGAAUAAAUUCACUGAUAUGAUCCCCCAUGUCCUAGCUAAUUUAAGCAACCUUCACUUUCUAUACUUGCAUACCAAUGAACUCAGUGGUGCAAUACCUUACGUAAUGGGAAAUCUAGAAAUUUUGGUUGAGUUGGACCUAGCUGAAAACAAACUCAUUGGUCCAAUCCCUCAUUCUCUCUCUAAUUUAACUAGACUAGAGACUCUCUAUCUGUUUGACAAUCAAUUAUUUGGUCUGGUGCCUUCUGAAAUCGGAGAUAUGAAAAAUCUGAUUGACUUGAAGCUAUCUCAAAACAAACUCAGUGGUGCAAUCCCUCAUUCUCUGUCUAAUUUAACUAGACUAGAGACCCUCUAUCUGUUUGACAAUCAAUUAUUUGGUCUGGUGCCUUUAGAAAUUGGAGAUAUGAAAAAUCUGGUUAACUUGGCACUAUAUCAAAACAACCUCGGUGGUCCAAUCCCUCAUUCUCUGGCUAAUUUAACUAGAUUGAAGAGCCUCUAUUUGUAUGGCAAUCAAUUAUCUGGUCCAAUGCCUUUAGAAAUUGGAGAUAUGAAAAAUCUGGUUAACUUGGCAUUAUAUCAAAACAACCUCAGCGGUCCAAUCCCUCAUUCUUUGGCUAAUUUAACUAGAUUGAUGAGCCUCUAUUUGUAUGGCAAUCAAUUAUCUGGUCCAAUGCCUUUUGAAAUCGGAGAUAUGAAAAAUCUGAUUGACUUGGAGCUAUCUCAAAACAAACUCAGCGGUCCAAUCCCUCAUUCUCUGGCUAAUUUAACUAGACUAGAGACCCUCUAUUUGCAUUCAAAUCAAUUAUCUGGUCCAUUUCCUUCUGAAAUCGGAGAUAUGAAAAAUCUGAUUGACUUGGAGCUAUCUUAUAACAAACUCAAUGGUCCAAUCCCUCAUUAUCUGGCUAAUUUAAGUAAACUAGAGUUCCUCCAUUUGAACGACAAUCAAUUAUCUAGUCCAGUGCCUUUUGAAAUCGGAGAUAUGAAAAAUCUGAUUGUCUUGGACCUAUCUUAUAACAAACUCAAUGGUCCAAUCCCUCAUUCUCUAUCUAAUUUAACUAGACUAGAGUUCCUCUAUUUGAAUUCGAAUCAAUUAUCUGGUGCCAUACCUCAAGACUUUGGCAGCCAAGCAUCCAUUGUAGAAUUCCAGUUGUCCAACAACAUCUUAUCUGGAAGCUUACCGCAACAAAUAUGCCAAGGACGAUCACUUCAACGAUUAGUGGUUCAAAACAAUAGUCUUACGGGUCCUAUUCCUGACUUCAGAAAUUGCACAAGUUUAAUGAGAGUUAGACUUGAAAAAAACCUAUUAGUAGGAAAUAUAACUGAUAGUUUUGGUGUAUAUCCACAUCUUUAUUACAUUGAUAUGAGUCACAACAGACUAUAUGGAGAGCUAUCACCAAAUUGGGGAAAAUGUAAGAAUUUGUCCGUUCUGAAGAUUUCUGGAAAUAAUAUUAGUGGGAAGAUACCACUUGAGAUUGGUCAGUUAACUCAACUUGGAGAACUUGAUCUUUCUUCCAACAAACUUGCUAGAGAAAUACCAAAGGAACUUGGUAACUUAUCUACAUUGCUCCUUUUGUAUUUAAAUGACAACCAGAUUUCAGGGCAUGUACCAGUUGAAAUCGGCAAAUUAAUCAAUUUGGACCAUCUAGAUUUAUCGGCCAACUGCUUGAUUGGAUCAAUCCCGACGCAACUUGGUCAAUGCUCCAAAUUGUUGUCAUUAAAUUUGAGCUGUAAUUCAUUGAAUGGAAGCAUUCCAUCUCAAAUUGGUGAUCUUGUAUCCCUACAAGUGCAAUUGGACCUUAGUCAUAACUCAAUCAGUGGACCGAUACCACCAGUGCUUGGAAAUUUGAUGAUGCUGGAAAUUUUGAAUCUAUCCCAUAAUAUGAUCACAGGCUCAAUACCUUUUUCUCUUGAAAAUAUGGUUAGCUUAGUAUCUCUUGAUCUAUCCUACAAUGAGUUAGAGGGUGUUGUCCCCAACACUAGGGUUUUUAGAAAUGCUUCUUCACCUCAAGCAUUUAGAAACAAUAAAGAGUUAUGUGGUGAACUUCAAGGUCUACUUCCUUGCAAUCCAUCUCUUACAAGCAAAGGAUUGAGAAAAAGUGGACAGAAAGUCGUCAUAUCCCUCGUUGCUUCUUUGAUAGGACUUUUGUUCCUAAUAUUUGCAAUUAUUGGUGUUUUCUUCCUCUUGCGAAAAAAAGUGAAAAAAGGGAAUAUAGAAGAGGCAAGAAGAAACCAUGGCAAUAUCUUUUCAAUAUGGAAUUUCGAUGGCAAGAUUGCUUAUGAGGAUAUUAUUCAAGCAACAGAGGGUUUUGAUGUCAAAUAUUGCAUUGGAAUUGGAACUUAUGGGAGUGUUUACAAAGCAGUGCUACCUACAGGCCAUGUAGUCGCCUUGAAGAAGUUCCAUCCAUUGGAAGGUGAGUUGAUAGUUGAUGAGGAAAGCUUUGGGAAUGAGAUUCGUGUGUUAACAGAAUUACGGCAUCGAAACAUUGUCAAACUUUAUGGAUUCUGCUCUCAUCCACGAUGCAUGUUUCUAGUUUAUGAGUACAUGGAAAAAGGAAGCAUAGCACAUAUCUUAAGCAAUCAAGCAAAGGCUCUGGAGUUUGAUUGGCUGAAAAGAGUAAAUGCCAUCAAAAGUGUUGCCAAUGCUUUGUCUUACUUGCAUCAUGAUUGCAUUCCACCAAUAAUUCAUCGGGAUAUUUCAAGCAAAAAUAUUUUGCUAGACUUGGAAUUUGAGGCUCAUGUAUCCGAU